Molecule: messenger RNA, 734 nt
Organism: Sodiomyces alkalinus F11
Lineage: Eukaryota; Fungi; Ascomycota; Sordariomycetes; Glomerellales; Plectosphaerellaceae
Product: DUF1903-domain-containing protein
Exons: 5
Coding region: 45-299 (84 amino acids)
Cellular component (GO): mitochondrial intermembrane space
Source: RefSeq, a predicted model, not a curated record
CUCAACCCCGCCAGCAAGGUCUUAAGAUUCUUUGUGUCCUCACUAUGACCGUCAAACCCGACCGACAGGAGAACCUGCCCUGUCACCCCGAAGCUUGCAAGAUUCAAAAGUGUCUUUCUCAGAACAACUAUGACGAAACGAAAUGCCAGUCUGCUGUUCUCGCUUUGUACCAAUGCUGUGGAGCCUUCUACGCCCACCAAGGGAAUACAGCGGCGACGCCGAGUUGUCCCAAGCCAGAUUUAGUGAGAUUGAAAUUGAACCAAAUCAAGACGGAGACGGAUAAGAAAUCGACUGCCUAGAUGUUUGUUGCUUCUUGUGCACAGGACCACAACGGGGUCCCCAGGGGAUCCAUGCCUAACUAAGGGCUUCGGACCUCGGGGUUUGUCGAACAGACCAUAGUGUUUUCGAUUACGUAACGGGCCGGAUUGCCAAGAUUAUAAUCCGGGUGGACGCUUGCAGAAUCUGCACUAUAUAAAAUACGGUGGCAGCGGUUCCCUGACGGUCCAACACAGUUAUAAGUAUACAUAAUCUGUUAGCACACAAAUAAGAUACGCCAAAGAUGUGUGUGUGUAUUGAAGAAGAGUAAAAGAUACUCUGCGGAAAUAUCUAACUAUAAGGUAAAAUAAGGGGAAAUCGAUAUAGAUAUAUCGGUCGGAAGUACUCUAUCCGUGUAUAAAAUAGCGCAAGUUAUACCCCGAUAUAGUAGCUAUAGGCAUCUAACACACCCCCCUAGA